GGUUGUGUCCGGGUAAGAUGGCGUUGGAAGAGCAGUGCUCGGCACCACCUCGAUGGCGGUCCAUAUCUUUGACACACGUAGAGUUCCCCGAGGAUGAUCUGACGGGACACUUGCUGGCCUACAUCAGCCUCAUCCCUAUAGCAAUUCUUGUGGGCUUUGUUACACUCAUAGUGUUUAAACGGGAACUGCACACGAUUUCCUUCUUUGGAGGGCUUCUCCUAAAUGAAGGCGUGAACUGGCUGCUGAAGCACAUUCUCAGAGAGCCGCGCCCAUGCGCAGGGGCUCACACAACCGUGCACACAGAGUAUGGGAUGCCCUCCAGUCAUUCCCAGCUUAUCUGGUUCUUUGUUGUUUACUUCUUUCUUUUCCUUUAUUUAAGAAUGCAUCAAACGAACAAUGCUCGAUGUGUGGACCUUCUGUGGAGACACAUACUGUCCAUUAUCCUCUUGGGCAUAGCCUUAUCAGUGUCAUACAGCAGAGUCUAUUUGUUGUAUCACACCUGGAGCCAGGUUUUCUACGGUGGAGUGGCUGGUAGUACGAUUGGCAUAAUCUGGUUCUUUAUUACACAAGAGGUGCUGACACCAAUAUUCCCCAAAAUAGCUGCAUGGCCAAUAUCAGAGUACUUCCUGGUACGAGACACAAGCCUGAUCCCAAACAUCUUGUGGUUUGAGUACACAGUGACCAGAUCAGAGGCACGGAACAGACAACGAAAGCUUGGAACAAAAGUUCAGUGAUCUACAAAGUUCAUUUGUGAAACUGAGUUUAGGACCACACACGUGCACACAGAUACAUUCCCAUUUACAGACGCAAACAAAUGUUCACUCAAUCCCUCCCUCCCCCCAACCAAAAAAUGGCAAAAAAGUAAACACAAAAACGACACUGGAGAACCAUCAUCUGGACUGACGUGGUUGCAAAGGAGUAAAGGGCAAAAAAAACAAACACAAAAAAAAAUAUUUACCGGUGGCAAGAGUGCCUGGACCUGGCCCGGAGCCUACAGCCUGAGCAAGUCCGUCCCCACGCCUCUCCUCCUUGUACAGCUUGCCUAAAAAUGCUCUUCAGUGCAUGCAAGACUGUGUAAGAGGCAUACUAUUUAAUGAUAGAUUAAUAUAUAUAUUUUAACUAUAAACUCACGCUGACAGUAACGGUGUGUUGCAAGAGCUUCAAGGAGCCAAUUACAGGAGCCUUUGCUCAAGUUUCAAACAGAUUGAUGGGCGUCAUUGCAGCAUGUACUUAGUGAUUCUUUUUUUUUUUUUUUUCCCUUUAAAAGAAAUAUUCUGAUGGAUACUAUAGCUGGUGGGGUGGGUGGGUUGAUUAUGGCUUUGUUGGGGGUGAUGUGGAGUCGACCAUUUUUCAUUGUUAUAGACUAGAGAAUGAACAGUUUUUAAAAUUGGUUAUGAUGUAGUAUAAAUAUGAAUUUGCACUUUGUUAAAUUUACAAGUUAAAAUAAGACUAACACUAGUUAAGUAUCAUGAAUGACCUUCCCUGUCUUUUUCCCUCAUUGGGUUUUGCUUUGUGUCUCUGCCAGUCCUCAUAAUAAUGAUAUUAGACUCCAAAGCUGAUCUGUAAGCAGUGUAAAUUUAAUGAACCUUCUGAACUAACAAGCUAUAAGUUAUGGUUUCUGUUCAUAUCAACCUUUAAGUGGCACAGCAGUGGGUUUGAGUUAUUCUCUUUUUUGUUGAACACACUUUGGACCGAGGUGUUUUGUUAAUGCCUCUUGCAUAGUAGCAGCCUGGGAACAGAAUUCUGGGAUUUGUAAUUUUAUUUUCUUUCUUUCUUUCUUCUUCUUUUUUUUUUUUUCCCCCCAGCAAGUUUCAGGUCUUUUCUGCAGUUGCGGAGACCCUUUUUUAUUUUUAAAUUUUCCUUCUCCCCACUUUUCCCAACACAACAUUCCAUAUCAGAUAGUGAGAAAAUGAGUGCUGAGGGUGGACUUUUUUUUUUUUUUUUUUUUUUCUCUCUCUCUCAAGACAGGAAAAAAUCCUCAGGUCAGUAGUAGCAUGUGAUUAUGCUUAUUCCUCAAAGCGUGCGGCAGCUGAUGUUGGAGGCUGUCAAGUGAGCGCCGAAGCUGAUUUUAAGUGUCACCAUUAGCUCCACAAAGGGAAGUAGAUCUCUUAGUUUGUUUUGGGUUUUUGUUUUGUUUUGUUUUGGUUUCUUGUUUUUUUUUUUUUUUUCCCCAUGUGUAACCUAUA
Molecule: messenger RNA, 2186 nt
Organism: Neolamprologus brichardi
Lineage: Eukaryota; Metazoa; Chordata; Actinopteri; Cichliformes; Cichlidae
Gene: dolpp1
Product: dolichyldiphosphatase 1
Biological process (GO): protein N-linked glycosylation; lipid biosynthetic process
Cellular component (GO): intracellular membrane-bounded organelle; endoplasmic reticulum membrane
Molecular function (GO): dolichyldiphosphatase activity
Source: RefSeq, a predicted model, not a curated record